Messenger RNA from Gongylonema pulchrum, 389 nucleotides. Lineage: Eukaryota; Metazoa; Nematoda; Chromadorea; Rhabditida; Gongylonematidae. The record is from the annotation of a GenBank genome assembly.
AUGAAGCCGAAUGAAAUAAGGCGCCUAAGUAAUACUACCGUUAUACCACACAUACAGUAUGGAGCUUAUUUAAGGCAAAUAGAGCUGCCUACAUCAGUUUAUCGUGAACAGGCCUACAUCAAUUUCUUCAUAUUAAUACAGUUAUUAGAAUUAAAGAGAGGGGAGACGGCGUCGAUUUAUCUGGCUGAUUAUCUGCCGCAAAAUAGAAAGGAAUUAUUUCGUUGGACAAUUGGUUCAAGCGUAUUUGACUGGACCCAAGUGCUGAAAAUGAUCGCCACUGUCGAAGGUGCAGGUUGGUUGCAACUUAAAGAAAUGGAACUACAAGCCAGGUCUAAGGUUCGUUUUGAAAUAAGAACUGAAAACUUCUCUAACAUAGAGCGAAUUUGAUA